AUGGGCUUGGAAGAGGAGGUAAAAGUGAGAUUUUGGGAGAAUUUAUAUGAGGUGGUGAGAAGCGUUCCUAGCUUGAAGAAGACUGUCAUAUCAGGGGACUUCAAUGGGCACAUUGGGGUUUUACCAGGAGGUUAUGACGAUGUUCAUAGAGGUUUUGGUUUUGUUGAUAAAAAUGGUGAGGGAGCUACUAUGUUGGAUUUUUCUAGGGCCUUUGGGCUUGUGGUAGUGAAUUCGAGCUUUUUGAAGGGGGAUCACCUGAUUACCUUCCAAAGCACGUUAGCCAAAACUCAGAUUGAAUUUCUACCGCUCAGGAAAGGGGAUAGGGUUUUAUGUAAGGAUUGUAAAGUCAUUCCGAAUGAGCUUCUUUUGACCCAGCAUAGGUUUUUGGUAUUGGACUUGAUUAUCAAAAAGAGCAAGAAAUGUAAGGUUGAAAAGUCGUUGACUUAG
Messenger RNA from Capsicum annuum, 447 nucleotides. RefSeq lists its product as uncharacterized. Gene Ontology annotation, cellular component: nucleus. The record is from RefSeq and is a predicted model, not a curated record. Lineage: Eukaryota; Viridiplantae; Streptophyta; Magnoliopsida; Solanales; Solanaceae. The coding region runs from base 1 to 447 and encodes 148 amino acids. Gene Ontology annotation, biological process: chromatin remodeling. The transcript has a single exon.